AUGAAAUUUGCCAAAGAGCUAGAACAGGAGCUUGUUCCUGAAUGGCGGGCAAAGUAUCUCGACUACAAGACCGGCAAGAAGAAAGUCAAAGCGAUCACUCGCGCCCUUCAGAAGGCACAUCGCAGUCCUCGCGUACCCUCCUACCCACAGUCCACCCCGCAGGCUCGCGGCGCAGCACAAUUUCCCUUCACGCCAUCAAAUACCGAUAAAGCGCUGGAUGCGACAGAGGCACAUGGCUCAUCGACCCCGCGAGGUGGUACGAAGUCGCCGUCAGUGACACGGUCUACGCCGAUUCCCCGAAGCGAACGACAGCCACUCCGCACGCCAGGAUCACGAUUCUCGGAACACGUUGGUAGCUAUGGGAGUAUACUCGCCACACCACCGCAUCAGGGAGCAGCAUCCGAUACAGCCUCGUUUGAGCUGCCAGACCCAGCGCUCGAUCCCGAUGAGGAAUAUAUGCCACCUGAAGAAAAUGGAGACAGACCCAGGACUGUCAAGACGCCAUCGCCGGUAAUGGACCGACAUGCCACUUUUGGCACUUCGCCUUCACAGCCUAUGCCAGAGAGUCCCCAGGUAGAGCGGAGGCCCGAGUCGGAGCACCGGCCGAGUUAUCAAAGCCCCUUGAGUGGCGCCUUGACGAGAGUGGCGUCGACCAAGCGAGGAUCUCAUCUCCUGCGACGAGUAUUUUCCAGCACGGAGGUCGAGACUGGUGGGAAGCGAUCACAGCCAGAUGGCUCAGAGCUCGACAAGCGGCAAGAUGAAUUCUUCGAGUUUCUGGAUAGCGAGUUGACCAAGAUCGAUUCGUUCUAUCUGAUGAAGGAGCAGGAAGCCACAGAAAAGCUUCGCAUUCUUCGUCAGCAGCUGCAUAUCAUGCGCGAUCAGCGUAUACAAGAGGUCCUUGUAGCUAAGAGAGCAGCCAAGGGCGGCGGCCCAGAGGCCCAGCAACGGCCGAACGGGUUCGUGAAACUCAACGGUCACCGACUGAAGGACACGUUUGUUGGAAAGAGUCGCUUUGGUAAGAACUCGGAGGCACUGGCUGAGAUGGCUACCCCUGGCAUGCACGCCCAGGACCGGGAAUUCAUUUCCAACCGGAGGGAUUUCAUGCGAAGACAGGACUCGCCUAGCCAGGAAGUGCCAUAUCGCUCUGCGAAGCGCAAGCUCAAGCAUGCGUUGCAAGAGUUCUAUCGUGGGGUUGAACUCUUGAAGGGGUACGCGUAUUUGAACCGGACGGCUUUCCGGAAGAUUAACAAAAAGUACGACAAAGCGGUCAACGCCCGCCCACCCUUGCGUUACAUGUCCGACAAGGUCAAUAAGGCGGCUUUUGUGCAGAGUGAUGUGAUUGAGAGCUUGAUGGUCGCCGUUGAGGAUUUAUAUGCCCGUUACUUCGAGCGUGGCAAUCACAAAAUUGCUGUCUCGAAGCUUCGUCACACUAUCAAGAAAUCGGGCGAUUAUUCCCCGAACACUUUCCGUUCUGGUCUUUUGUUGAUGGGAGGAACUCUCUUUUCUAUCAAAGGCCUGGUGGAUGCUACACAAAAACUUCGGACAGCAGAGCUCGACAAGCAGGUUCAGACCAGCUAUUUGCUGCAGGUUGGUGUUUUCCUAUACAUCGUGUAA
This is a messenger RNA of Penicillium arizonense, 1614 nucleotides long. RefSeq lists its product as uncharacterized. The record is from RefSeq and is a predicted model, not a curated record. Gene Ontology annotation, biological process: phosphate ion transport; cellular response to phosphate starvation. The transcript has 3 exons. NCBI's taxonomy places the organism in Eukaryota, Fungi, Ascomycota, Eurotiomycetes, Eurotiales, Aspergillaceae. Gene Ontology annotation, molecular function: inositol hexakisphosphate binding. The coding region runs from base 1 to 1614 and encodes 537 amino acids. Gene Ontology annotation, cellular component: Golgi apparatus; cytoplasm; plasma membrane.